AUAGUGACGUUUGCACAAAGUUUAGCGCCAUCUUUGUUUUUGUCGUGGGCGAACACAUUUAUUUUUCCGUCAUUCGCUGUAGUUACGCAUACACAUAUUUAACAUUAAUAUAUAUAUACUUAUACAAUAUAUAUAUAAUAAGCGACUAUUCUUUGUUACCAAUUUAUUUUAAAAAUAUAUAUUUAAGCAAUCACCAGAACUUUGUCGCUUCGUAUUUGGCUCUUCAUCUAAACUGCUUUAGUUCGUUUGUCUUGGUGACUGCAUAUUUACCCCCUGUUCAUCCGUCCAUAAUCAUAUAUCAGCUGUUGGUCGAAAGCCCGGGUCGAUUUGUUGUUGUUGUUGUUGGUGUCGUUGUUGUCGUACAACCGUUUCGGAUUAUUUUUCAUUUGCUUCUCAUGGAUGAUCAAGAUAUUCUUACGACUCUUAAGAUCCUCAUCAUUGGAGAAAGUGGAGUUGGAAAGUCCAGUCUGUUGCUACGUUUUACUGAUGAUACAUUUGAUCCAGAGCAAGCUUCCACUAUAGGUGUUGACUUCAAAGUUAAGACUUUGGCAGUGGAUGGAAAUAAAGCAAAGCUUGCCAUCUGGGACACUGCUGGUCAAGAAAGAUUUCGCACUUUAACUCCAAGCUAUUACAGAGGUGCACAAGGUGUUAUUCUUGUUUAUGAUGUGUGCAGUAAACAGUCAUUCAGCAAACUUGAUGCCUGGCUGAAUGAAUUGGAAACCUUUGCCACUAAACACGACCUGGUCAAGAUGCUCGUAGGCAACAAGAUUGAUAAGUAUGUUGAUAGCAACGGAAUGUCUACAGCUGAAAGGAGAGAAGUAAGCAAAGAAGAAGGUUUAAAGUUUGCCCGUAAACACCACAUGCUGUUUAUUGAAGCAAGUGCAAAGACAAGAGAAGGUGUUCAGUGUGCAUUUGAAGAACUUGUUGAAAAGAUCAUCCAGACACCAGGACUCUGGGAAACUGAUAGACAAGGACUGAGGCUUACAAAUGGUGCCACAGAAGGAUCUUACUCAGCUUGUAGUGGAUAUUGUGUAAUAUAGAUAUUAGGCAUGUGUGAAUGUGUAUUUGUAUGUAUGAAUGUGUGCAACGCUGUAUAUCUUGACAUGUUGACAUGUGUGUGUGGAUGUGUAUGUUUUCUUUGCCUAAAAAUCUUGUAAAUAAAGACAAUUCCACAAAGAUAGUAUUAA
Messenger RNA from Octopus sinensis (East Asian common octopus), 1187 nucleotides. RefSeq names its product ras-related protein Rab-18A. Lineage: Eukaryota; Metazoa; Mollusca; Cephalopoda; Octopoda; Octopodidae. The coding region runs from base 396 to 1040 and encodes 214 amino acids. The record is from RefSeq and is a predicted model, not a curated record. The transcript has 8 exons. Gene Ontology annotation, molecular function: GTPase activity; GTP binding.